This is a messenger RNA of Blepharisma stoltei, 1961 nucleotides long. The record is from the annotation of a GenBank genome assembly. NCBI's taxonomy places the organism in Eukaryota, Ciliophora, Heterotrichea, Heterotrichida, Blepharismidae.
AUGGAUGUUUUUAGCAUUUUAAAGGACGGGACCUCAUUCGAUAGGAAAAGGUUUGGCAGUGAUAUUGCGCUGUUUAAGCAAUCUGAGCCAUAUAAAAAGAUAAAAACUGAAGUUUCGAGCCCUCAAACUGAAGAUGUCAGGAAGGAAUUCCAUAUUUCAGUAGACGGCUCUGAUAUUCCAGAACCAAUAAAGAGCUUUGAGGAAAUUUUUAAUAACUAUAAUUUUCCAGAAAACACACAAAAGGUAAUCGGGGAACUUUAUGAAAAUUUAACUCCAGUCCAAAUGCAAGCAAUUCCUUGUAUUCUUAAUAAAAGAGAUUUGAUUGCAAUUGCUCCGACUGGGACAGGCAAAACAUUAAGCUUUGCUUUGCCACUGAUUUCACUGCUGAGGAAGCCUAAAAGAUUAAGAGCGCUGAUUAUUGGGCCUACAAAAGAGCUGGCAAGACAGCUAUAUAAAGAAAUUUUGGUCUUAAGCGAAGGGACAAACUUACGAGUUCAUUUAUUAUCAAAGAAAUCCCCAGAGCCAAAGGAAUGGAGCAGCAAUUAUGAUAUCAUAGUGACAACCCCAUUACUACUGGUUCACAAGCUUGAUUCUGAUACUUUAAAAUCAGUCCAAUACAUCAUUCUUGACGAGUCUGACCAACUUUUCGAUAUGGGCUACCUUGACCAAAUUGACACAAUUUUAAAAAAAUGCACACGAAAAAAUCAAGUAAAAAUGAUGUUUUCAGCUACCAUGCUUCCUACAGUCGAAAUAGUCGCAAAAGCUAUGCUUAUUAACCCAGUCAAAAUUAUUGUAGGGAUGAAAAACACAACUGUAAGUACUUUGGAGCAGAAGCUAUACUAUAUAGACAGAUUCUAUGCAUGCUAAAAUUUAGCAAUUAAUAAUUAAAAAAGAGCAGUAAUUUAAAAAAAUUUAAUUGAAGACACUAUAAAUGGGAUAACAUUUUGCUCUAAUGAAUUAGGCAAGCUAAUAGCGCUAAGACAAAUGGUGCAAGAUGGAGAAAUGGUGCCACCUGUCUUAAUAUUUACACAAUCCAAAGAAAGAGCUAAAGAGCUGUUUAGAGAGCUGAAAAAUGAUAAUUUGAGGGUCGGGAUGAUCCAUGCAGGGAUGAAUGAUGCUCAAAGAGAUAUUGUUGUCAAAAACUUCAGAGUUGGGAAUAUUUGGAUUCUUAUAUGUACAGAUUUAAUUGCAAGAGGAAUUGAUUUUCGAGGAGUGAAUUUGGUAAUAAAUUACGAUUUUCCACAAAGCGUUGUGGGUUAUAUACACAGAGUUGGAAGAGCAGGAAGAGCUGGAAGAGAAGCAAAAGCAGUGACGUUCUAUACAUUUGAAGAUGCGCCUUAUAUAAGAAUGAUUGUUAAUCUUAUGAAAAGAUCUGGAGCUGAAAUUCCUGAAUGGAUGCUACAGCUUAGGGCACCAACAAGAAAGGAAAGAAGAGAGCUUGAGAAAAAGCCAGUUAGAAGAGAAACUAUAAUGAGAAAACCAAAGUUCACAAGAUCCCUUACUCCCCCCCCCCCUCCGUGAGCGAACAAAAAAAAUUUUGUUCGCUCACGGAGGGGGGUUAAUUUUUUUUUUUUAAAAAAAAUUUAUAUAUAAAUUUUAUAAAAAAAAUAUUUUUUCGAAAUUUAAAAAAAUCCUAAUUUGCAAAAAUUGGGAAGCAAAUAUUAAUUUAAUUUGCAAAAAUUUAUGUUUUAAAACGCAAUUUGUUUAAAAUUAACACAAAUAGCUCUAGAUUUCAUUAUACUAAUUAUCACUUAUAUAUCAAAAAUUUUUUUCCAUUAAAAUUUUUUCUAUUAAAAAAAAUUUUUGUUCACUCACGGAGGGUGGGUUUUUGGUCAAAAAAUGGCGAUUUUUCUAAUGGUUUUGUUCGCUCACGGAGGGGGGGGGGGGGGGGAGUUAGAAGAUUUAUGGCAAAAAAGAAAAAGAAUGAAGGGAAAAAUGAAAAUUCGACAGAAAUAAAUUAA